Molecule: messenger RNA, 1929 nt
Organism: Hyla sarda
Lineage: Eukaryota; Metazoa; Chordata; Amphibia; Anura; Hylidae
Gene: TBX22
Product: T-box transcription factor 22
Exons: 8
Coding region: 206-1609 (467 amino acids)
Biological process (GO): positive regulation of DNA-templated transcription; cell fate specification; regulation of transcription by RNA polymerase II
Cellular component (GO): nucleus
Molecular function (GO): DNA-binding transcription factor activity, RNA polymerase II-specific; RNA polymerase II cis-regulatory region sequence-specific DNA binding
Source: RefSeq, a predicted model, not a curated record
GCAUGCCCGGACAGCCUUCGGCUGUCCGGGCAUGCUGGGAGUUGUAGUUUUGCAGCACCUGGCGGCACUCUGGUUGGGAAACACCGGAUAAGAAGUUUCCUAUUAUCGGGUCCGGUGCGGAUGCGGCGCUGAUUGGCCGGUGGCCGGGCCGGGGUCCUCCCCCUGGGGGUCAGCGCUGAGGAGGAGCGGGGGCCGCUCAGUCACCAUGGCUCUCAGCUCCCGGGCGCACGCCUUCUCCGUGGAGGCGCUAAUGGGCGCAAAGAGGAAAGUGCAGGAGGCGGAGGACGGAGCGGAGGAGCCGGAAAAAAGACCGAAAUCCUCGGGGCCCCCAUCGCCGGAUCCGACGGCCAACAAAGACAGCGGCGUCCAGGUGGAUCUGCAGGGGGGAGACCUGUGGAGGAGAUUCCACCAGAUCGGGACCGAGAUGAUCAUUACCAAGGCCGGCAGGCGGAUGUUUCCCUCUGUGCGGAUCAAAGUGAGGGGCCUGGAGCCCACUCAGCAGUAUUACAUUGCCCUAGACGUGGUCCCCGUGGACUCCAAGCGCUACAGGUACGUCUAUCACAGCUCCCAGUGGAUGGUGGCCGGAAACACGGAUCAUUCCUGUAUCUCCCCCCGACUCUACGUGCACCCCGACUCCCCCUGCUCCGGAGAGACCUGGAUGAGACAGAUCAUCAGCUUCGACCGCGUCAAACUCACCAACAACGAGAUGGACGACAAGGGACAUAUCAUCCUGCAGUCAAUGCAUAAGUACAAGCCCCGCAUCCACGUCAUAGUCCAGGACUCCCGCUUUGAUCUGUCUCAGAUUCAGUCGCUGCCAGCAGAGGGGGUGAAGACAUUUUCAUUCAAGGAAACAGAGUUCACCACAGUGACGGCGUACCAGAACCAGCAGAUAACAAAGCUGAAGAUUGACAGAAAUCCCUUUGCAAAAGGCUUCAGGGAUCCAGGAAGAAACAGGAGUGUGCUGGAUGGUCUUCUUGAGAACUAUCCCUGGAGAUCUUCUCUUUCCUUAGACUACAAGGCAUUUGGGGCAGAUACACCUGGAGGAAGCUCUGGUUCUUCUCCCCUCACAUCCAGCGGGGGCGCUCCGUCCCCCCUGUUGUCUCCAUCUUGUUCUCCUCCUACGUUUCACCUGCCUUCUGGAAGUUUUCAUUGCUCUGAGUCCUAUCUGCACAACCUGACCUCCCCGUUCUGUUACAAGAUCUGCCCCGGUGACCUCCUGAGACCACAUUCCCUUCUGGAUAAACAUGGCACUCCAGGGGGGCACAUACUUUCUCCUCUCAUGGUCGAUGUCCCGUUCUUGUCUUCAUUUGGAAUCUCCAGACACAACAGACUGGAAGCUCUAAAGGGUCGCAGUGUCCCAGGAGCGGCCGCCUCAGGCCAGGUGCUGUAUGGGAUUCCUACAUCUGGGAACAUUUUCCCCUCGUCCGCUCUCGCUCGGGAAACCCUGAGCUUCCAGCAGCCCUACGGCUUCUAUGGCUACAACUUCUCCGUCCCGUCACAUCUCAUCACCGGGAACUUAAAGAUGACUGACAUUUGUCCCAGCUCAUUCCGAGAUGUGCGGCCCGGAGCCUCCCGCUGGACGCCGUCAUCUGUCAACCAUUGUCUGUAAUGGGACGCCGGGGAUGAUGGGAAUGUAGAUAAUUAUUUAAUGUCGGAUAAUGGGUGUCACUUGGACGAUACUAGAGGAGAAAUCCGGAAACUUCACCGAUUCAGUGUAGACAUGAUGUCAUGGAAAGGAUACAAAGCGGCAGGAAGGUGCUACGCACAAGUCAGUAACGCAGGGCGGGUCCCCCCGAUCCCUGCACAUGGAGGACGGACAUUUCUAUUAUGUAUUUUAUAGACAUAUAUAUACAGUCAUGGCCGUAAAUGUUGGCACCCCUGAAAUUUUUCAAUAAAAUGAAGUAUUUCUCUCAGAAAAGGAUUGCAGUA